AUGGCCCUCCCGACACCUUCGGACUGCACCCUCUUCGCGGAAGCCCGGGGACGGUGGUGGCGAAGGAGACUCGUUUGGAACCCGAGCCUAAGAGAGGCUCUGAGAGCCUGCUUUGAGCGGAACCCGUACCCGGGCAUCGCCACCAGAGAACGGCUGGCCCAGGCCAUCGGCAUUCUGGAGCCCAGUGUCCAGAUUUGGUUUCAGAAUGAGAGGUCACGCCAGCUGAGGCAGCACCGGCGUAAAUCUUGGCCCUGGCCCGGGAGACGCGGCCCGCAAGAAAGCAGGCGAGAGCCGACCGCCGUCACCGGAUCCCAGAUCGCACUGCUCCUCCGAGACUUUGAGAAGGAUCGCAUUCCAGGCAUCGCCACCACGGAAGAGCUGGCCAGAGAGACGGGCCUCCCGGAGUCCAGGAUUCAGAUCUGGUUACAGAAUCGAAAGGCCAGGCACCCGGGUCAGGCUGGCACGGUGCCCGGCAGUCAGGUGGCCUGUGCAACGUGGCCCCCGGCGGGUGUCACCCUGCUCACUCGUGGGUCACCUUCGCCCACAUCGGCGCUUGGGGAAUGGGUUGUGGGGGUGGGGAGGGGUUGUCAGGCUGUGGUGGGGUGGUGGAAAGGCAAGAGAGCUCUGCCCGGGCUGCUUCGACAGCCCAGGUGGCUGCCGGCAAACCUGCGCGUGCGCACCCUAGAAGGCAGGAAUCCCAGGCCGGUGAGACCUGUGGAGGUGGCGGAGGGAAGACAUGCCCCUCCAUAG
Molecule: messenger RNA, 750 nt
Organism: Pan troglodytes (chimpanzee)
Lineage: Eukaryota; Metazoa; Chordata; Mammalia; Primates; Hominidae
Product: double homeobox protein 1-like
Exons: 2
Coding region: 1-750 (249 amino acids)
Biological process (GO): regulation of transcription by RNA polymerase II
Cellular component (GO): nucleus
Molecular function (GO): DNA-binding transcription factor activity, RNA polymerase II-specific; RNA polymerase II transcription regulatory region sequence-specific DNA binding
Source: RefSeq, a predicted model, not a curated record